Messenger RNA from Saprolegnia diclina VS20, 500 nucleotides. RefSeq lists its product as hypothetical. NCBI's taxonomy places the organism in Eukaryota, Oomycota, Saprolegniomycetes, Saprolegniales, Saprolegniaceae. The transcript has a single exon. The record is from RefSeq and is a predicted model, not a curated record. Bases 50 to 268 code for a protein of 72 amino acids.
CUGACUUGUGGCGUCAAGUAUUCGUGGUCUGGACAUCUCGACGACAGUCAUGCCGUACCAAGUGCUGCCGGGCCUCGCCAUCAUCACGGGCAUGUUCACGAUCUCGGGCCUCGCGAUCGGCGGCGUCAACCGCUGGUACGCCCGCGGGACGCAGAAGAAGCUCAUCCUGCGCGACGACUGGGACCGCGCCCUCGACGCCCGUGACAUGCGGUUAAAGGAUCGGAUCCAGUGGGAAGAGAAGCUCAAGGCAGAAGGCAAGUGGCACUAAGCCACACGAUCGCCGCCGCCGCCAUCCACGCAUGCAAUGCCAGUGAUGCGCUUGAUAUAACACCCUCCAACAAUACAGUCUUCCCCGGUACCCGCGCCCAUGACGCCACGUUGGGCUAACGCCAUUGCCGCCGCAAGUGGACGACCGCAGUAGGGCGCAGGUGAUAUGUACGAAUGGCCAUGGCAUGCAGCCAGCGUGCCAUGGGCUGUGGCCGACGUGGUGUGGGCAGUGG